Molecule: messenger RNA, 5919 nt
Organism: Tigriopus californicus
Lineage: Eukaryota; Metazoa; Arthropoda; Copepoda; Harpacticoida; Harpacticidae
Product: NACHT and WD repeat domain-containing protein 2-like
Exons: 33
Coding region: 3-5237 (1744 amino acids)
Molecular function (GO): protein binding
Source: RefSeq, a predicted model, not a curated record
CGAUGUGUUUGGGGGAUCAAGUCAUUGACGGAAUUUUUGUUGGUCGCUUGGAUCAUUUACCCAAUCUAAACCGACCAUUAGUGAGAAUCUACAUAUCAUCCACCUACACAGAUAUGGUGGUGGAGAAGAAUAUUUUGCUCACUGAAGUGUAUCCAAAGCUAAAGGAUUAUUGCCGAGAACAAUACGGAUUGGAGUUCCAGGUGGUGGAUAUGAGAUGGGGAGUUAGGGAUGAAUCCACGGACGACCAUAUGACCACAGAUAUCUGUCUGGAGGAGAUAAGAAAUUGUCAAAAGUCCUCUAUAGGACCGAAUUUCAUUUUCCUUGGUGGUCAAAAAUAUGGUUAUCGCCCGAUUCCCAAUCGAAUCGACGUUUGUGAGUUCGAAAUGAUAAUCAAGGCUUUGAGAGAUCUGGGCAAGGAUGAAUCCAUAUUCCUGGAAUGGUACGACAUAGACUCCAAUUCCGUCCCACCCGAGAUGAUUCUCCAACCAAUUUCCACGGCACUUCCCAAUUUCUUGAAUUCAAUGGCGCCAAAGCUCCAAGAGACUGACCAAAAAAUAUGGUGGAACAUCUUAUGCACGUUUCAAAAUCUGUUCCAAGAAGCGGCACUUUACCUAUGCAAGACGGACCAAAUUUCUAUGGAACGUAUGAAGAGCUUCCAGCACUCCGUGAUAGAACGGGAAGUACAUGAGGGGAUCAUUCGGGCAAAAGAGACUAAAGGCUCCUCUUUGGCCUUUCUCCGAAAAAUCAACAACAUCAAUUUAGCUGAUCAAAGGAGAGGAGAAGGCCAAAAGGCCAUGCAUUAUGUGGACAUCAAGGACACAAAACAGGACAAGGAGGCCUCCCAGAUGAUGUCUGAAUUGACAGAGUUGAAGAUUCCAGAGAGAUUGGAGAGACACAACUGGAAAGUCUAUGAACUGGAUUGGGUUGGGAUGUCUGGUCAAAGCAAAGAGGGAUUCGACAAAUAUAUGACAGAGUUCAUUUUCGAUUAUUACAAAUCUGUGAUCCGCUUGAUAGACAAAGCAAUGAGAAAGACUGACAACUCCGUUCGAGGAACCAUCGCCAACGAGAUCUUGAUCCAUCUUCACCAAUGCGUCGACGAAUCUAAGAGGUUCCAUGGAAGAGAAAAUGAACUAUUCAAGAUCAAAACUUACACCAAAGGUAGCUUGAGAAAGGUUUUCAUCGUGUAUGGACCUACCGGAAGUGGAAAAUCAUGCCUAAUUGCCAAAGUGGGAUGUUCCAUCGGCAAGUGGUUGGACACCAAAAAUUACGUUUUGGCAGUCAGAUUUUUGGGCACCACGCCCAAUUGCUCGAAUGUGACGUCAUCUUUACUUUCCAUUUGUCAGCAAUUGUGUUAUAAUUUGGAAAUUCCAAUUGAGGACAUUCCAGAGGAGUUUGUUCCUCUCAAAAACUUCUUCCGGAUCUUACUUGACCAAGCUGGAAGGAUGGACCUAGUUAUCGUCAUCCUUUUGGGUGGGACAGGUUCUUGUUGUAGCAAGUUGUUUCGCUGUCGAUCAUUGAUUGAUAUUUUAGAUGCAUUAGAGACGUUCUUCGUCAAUUCCUAUGAAAAUGGAGCAACGUCAUGGAUCCCAAAAGAGCUUCCUGAGAACGUGAAAAUAAUCCUGAGCAUCACGCAAGAGCCGGGGAAAACAAUUAGAGGUCAGGAAGUCGAGAAAUUUCUGAAACGAGUGGCCUUUCAGGAUUCAGAAAAUCUUCUCGAAAUUGGAGAGCUGGGACCAGCUUUGAGUCAACUUAUUCUGACGGAAUGGCUUCAAGGAAUCAACCGAAAACUCAAUAACUUUCAGUGGCGUGUUGUUAUGAAUGCUCUUCACAUCUGUUCCCUCCCACUUUUCUUGUACUUGUGCUUUUUGGAAGUAAAGAAUUGGAAAAGCUAUUUCCUGGAAGAGGAAACCAAAAUCCCCCUCUCCAUUGACAUGACGAUUUCUAAUAAAUACGAGCAACUGGAACGACGAUUUGGCAAGAGAUUGGUGGGGCACGCUCUCGGUUUCAUCACGGCGUCCAAACUUGGACUCUCGGAAUCCGAAUUGGAAGACAUUUUAUGCCUGGAUGAUUUGGUCCUUACCGACGUCUUUCACAAUUUCAUUCCUCAAGUCAGACGAAUUCCUCCUAUUCUUUGGACCAAGAUACGGCGAGAGAUUCAAAAUCACUUCAUAGAAAAUGAGGCUGAUGGAGUCCGUGUCUUGGUUUGGGCGCAUAAGCAUUUUCGACAUGCCAGUAGAAGAAAGUAUUUAAACGCUCCCGAAACGAGAAAGUACCUGCAUUCUUUACUUUGCGACUAUUUCCUCGGAAUCUUCAGCAAUGGGAAAGAGAAACCUUACAGGUACACUGAGGUUCAGAGACAACGAUUCAAACUCAAAGGUCGAGUUGGACAAGCCGACAGAAGGGUUCCAGUUCAACCAAAUGUUUUCACGACAGACGAAUCGAACGGAAAGACCAGGUACAAUCUGCGAAAAUUCUCGGAGUUGCCUUACCAUUUGGUCAAGGCUGGUCGCUCAGAAGACCUUUGUCACCAAGUGCUCUUCAAUUACCAGUGGAUUCAUUCGAAGAUCUCAGCCCGACCCAUCGAUAGGGUCUUGGACGAUUUUGCCAUGGCCUUGGCUGCUUGUGCUGAAACAGAGCCUUUGAGGAUCCAAAUUUUAUUGGUGAUGUGCGCUUUUCGAUUGAGCCGGACAGUUCUGGACAAAUUUCCUGACAUGAUUGCACCUCAUUUGGUUGGCCGAUUGUUGCCAAGCAUUCGUAACUAUAAUCUCAUUAGGAAUCUAAUACUACAAUGCGACAGCUCUGGCUUGAAGCACAAUUGUUUGAGCCCUCUAAGCCAUUGUAUGGAGUCUCCAGGGGGACCGUUGUUGUAUUCAUUGGAAGGCCACAGAUUUGCUAUAUUUGGAUGCUCUCUCACCAAUGACAAAAGAUACGUGGUCUCCAUAUCAACGAGAUUAAUUUCUUGGGAUUUAAAAACCAGUGAAGUAUGUCGUGAUAUCGAUCCCCAACCCACAGGAAUCAUGCUGGGCAUGGCCCUAUCAGAUGAUAGUCAAUAUGCUGCUGCAUUCACAAGCUCACAUCAAUUGAUAAUUGUUGACGUCAUGAUGGGAAAUUAUGUUCGGGUGGAGCGCGUUAUGGCCGAAGGAGACCCAAUCGAAGAUAUUUCAUUUUUCCGGGACGAGGAUACAGAUGCGUUCAAAAUUGCUGUUUACAAUCAUAAAUACUUCAGGAUAUUUGACAUCCACGGCCAACACGUGGGAGGUGAUCCAUUUGCCAUAGAUGGGAAUGACAUCUUGAGUAUGAUCCUUCUAUCCAGCCAAAAAUUCGUUUCCAUUCAUUGGAGCGGAGAUUUGGAAUUCGACGACAAACGCAUCUGGAUCAGGUUUAAAUGGGAGGACUUCACAUCAAAACUGAUUGAAUGUAUGCAUUGUGUGGAACUGCUUGAAUUUGGACCAGAUGGCAUAAAGAUCUUGACAGCCGAUCGAAGUGUCCAAAACCCGAUUCGAUUCGAAAUUGAUCCAAUCGGCUUGGAUCAAAGUUGGUCCAUCGUUCAAAGACAUUACAAUGGUUCUGGGACUUUGAUCCAGGAAACUGCAGUGGCAAAGCGGAUUCCAGAAGCAUUUGGCCUUCACGCGUAUAAUGAAUCUGAACACAGUGUUUUAGUGGUUACUGUCGCUGCCGGGUUCAUACUUCUUUACAACCAAGAUCUACUGACGUUGAAACUACCAAGAAGCAUUCGCAAUGUGAGGGUGAAAAUCAAUCAAUCAAACCCGUGCGUGAUUGAUCUCCAAAAGCUUCUUUUGGUGGCAGGAGUCCGACGAGACAUCUUUAUUUGGAGUAUAAAAUCUGAAAUGUUACUCAGGUCAUUUCGGGCUCACAAUGGAAGAAUUCUUGCCAUGUCCUUGGUUCAGGACCAUCACCACAAUCUUGUAGUAACAUCAUCUCUGGACAAGACAAUCAAGGUAUGGGACGCAUCACGUUUAUUGACCGUUGUACCCGUAAUCAAGAGGCUGGAUUUCAACGUAGAGAAGCUCGUGAUUUGCGAGGAACUGAAUAUGGUUGUUUCUCAAACUCGAAAGUCCUUGGGCUUUUGGAACCUGGAUUCAGGAGCGCUCGAUUUCAUCGCCUCCGAGAGCCCCGAUGGCUACAUUCAAGACGUUGCCUUGUCAACUUGUUGCAAAUUUUUCAUUACGGCCGAAGAGACGUGCGUUCAAAUUUGGAGCCUGACUAACCGAAUUGUUCUUCACAAAUUGAGGCACAAAGGAGUCUUCCAAGUGGAAACUUUGGAUAACCACGUGAUCAUUGUUGGAUUGGAAGAAACACAGAAGGAAGAUUUGGUCUACAGGAUCAACUGUUUGAACCUAUUUAGUGGAACAUUAACGUACAAGUUUCAAACUCCAGUUCAAGAUAAGCUGAAGGCUGUUUUAACUGGAGAUAAAGACAUGUUGGCGAUUCUUGGGUAUGAAAAGACAAAAGAAAAAGACGUCAUCUUUGUUCAUCACGCCAAGAAAGGUUUGCUUUUGCACAAAAUUCAAUUGAAGUAUCCAAAUCUUCGUAGGCCAUUAAGUUUCAUACCAAGUGGAUUCCAUCAAGCUAUCAUCAUCGAUCCAGACAAAGGCAAACUUGUCGACAUUAGGAACAAGUCGAUUCAGAGAUCUUGUAAAGGAUGGACUGGCCAAGGUGUGGAUCAAAAUCGGUUCGGUCUCUCUGCGUCAAACAGCGGUGGACUAUCCUACAUGGACUUGAAAACUGGGAAAACGGUUCAUGUCUUGAUCCCUAAGAAACCUGAGGGGGUGUUUACAGUCAAGGCUUUCUUUUCGAAGUGCGGGGAUCUGAUUUUCUAUUACCAUUCUGAACGGCGAACAAUGAGGGUGUUCCGCAAGGAAGAUGGAAAGCAAGUAUCCAAUUACUUCAUUCAAAGUGAAGUCACAUCUCUUGCACUCACCAAUGACGGCAAAAAGCUGAUAUUGGGUACAAAAGACGGGAGUGUGAUCAUGUUGGUCAUAUCCAAUGUUCUCCGGGAUGGCCCCACUGAGUGUUUCAAGUAUCUUCAAGGUCUGGUGUCACGUCAACUUCACCAUACUAGUGUGACCAAAGGCAAAAAUGACAUGGAACGAGACCCUAUAAUCCGUUUUAGAGCGAUUGCAAGGACUGCUUUGCAUAUGGACCGAGUUGUGAAGAACAUGCGAGCCACCAGGAAGGAUCCGCUUAAGAGCAACAAAACAUGUCUCAUUUCUUGAUCAAAAACCCAUGCCAACAUCUCCUUGGGAAACAUGUCACAUUCCGCAUUCCUGACCGCAUUUGAUAAAAAGUGACAUGCUAUUUCCACGGUCUGUGCCCGAGUUGAUUAAUACGCCAAAUCCAAAGUUUCACCUGAUGCGCAAUAUGCCUCGUUUUUUCAAUGCAUCGGCAUUUGGCCAGACUAAAUUCCUGGAAUAGUCAUUGAUAUGCCAGAUAAAAAUUUGAUGACUCUUGGGUCAAAUAUUUAUGGUAUUGAUUGUUCUUUCGGUGCCAGAUUGUCAGCCCGGGCGAAGGGCAGGGAAUUUCUGUCUUAUUGCAGGAAUAAUAGGAAAUACUGGCAUAGUUUCGAUCAAUUACGUCGAGAGUUCACAGGUAAUGUGCGUAACAAGCCUACUUGAACUUCGAGCUCGAGCGUCGAGUGUGCCAAAGAGUUGGAGAGCUACGUAUUUGUUUCCUAUUCUUGAACGUCGGGCGAUGAGCUCAACUUGGAAUCCCGCAGAGAUUCCUUCGCUCCUGUACACAUGUCUAGGCGAAGAAUGUGUCGCAUGUUACGGGGUUGGUAUCCAAAGAAUUAGGAUCCAGGAUUCAUUUUUUACAAGUUAUUUGUCGUCAUGAGUGAUUGGUAACUAACGGUCUAUUUUUUUGCCCUAUCCACACCCUGAAAAGGGUUUCUUUGUGAGC